Molecule: messenger RNA, 201 nt
Organism: Penicillium chermesinum
Lineage: Eukaryota; Fungi; Ascomycota; Eurotiomycetes; Eurotiales; Aspergillaceae
Exons: 1
Coding region: 1-201 (66 amino acids)
Source: RefSeq, a predicted model, not a curated record
AUGUUCAGUAACGGACUAAUUGUUUUGACGACUGUUCUCGGUGUGUCGAUCUGCGUGAUCGUCGGUGUCAUCGCAUUCCGUUAUAUCACAGUUGACCUGGGCAUCUUGACGGUGAAGAGCUCGCAGGUUGUUGCUUUAGGAGUUGGGAGCCCUCUAGCCGGUUCAUCACUGGUGUACCGGUUAAGUAACAGAGUAGGAUAG